AUGUCGUUCACCAACCCUCAACCUCCAUAUCCGCUUCACGAGUCGGUCAAGGAUAGGCUUCACCCUGAAUAUGUCAAGUUCUACAAUGAACACAUUAUCAAUUCUCAACAGGUGCAUUUUCAGCCUGUAUCAGCGUCUCGGGUAGGAGGCAAGCUCAUCCCAGGCGGUGGAGAUCCCUUACCGGUCGGAAAGACGCAGGACAUUGCUCUCAAGCGACAAGCAAUCGACGGUCCGGAUGUUCAAAUCAGAUGCUUCACGCCGGAGGGCGAACCACCCCAGAAGGGCUGGCCAGUCAUGAUCUACUAUCAUGGCGGCGGCUGGGUAUUGGGUAAUAUCAACACCGAGAACACCGUAUGCACAAACCUGUGUGCUCGAGCCAAAUAUGUGGUCAUCACCACAGAUUACCGACUCGCACCAGAACACCCGUGGCCCGCAGCAGUGCAUGACUCCUGGGAAACCGUCUUGUGGGUGUUUGGUGAGGGACAAUCAACUCUGUCGCUGGAUCUGUCGAACGUCGCCAUUGGUGGUUCUUCAGCUGGUGGUAACCUAGCCGCGAUCAUGACGAACAAAGCAUUAGCAUGUACCAGCAUCAAAUUCACAACCCAGCUUCUGGUGGUUCCGGUCACAGACAACACAGCGAGUGUGAAGUCAAACCCAACAUAUAAAAGCAAUGAGCUCACCGCAGCACUUCCAGCAGACAAGAUGCUUUGGUACAGGCGGCAUUACCUGCCAGACGAGAAGGAUUGGUCCAACCCGGAGGCGUCUCCGCUCUUGUAUCCUGCUGAGAAUUUCUCCAAGCUACCGCCAGCUGUGGUCUUGGUUGGAGAACUUGAUGUCUUGAAGCAUGAGGGCGAGGAAUAUGCCAGGAAGUUAAGGGACGCUGGUGUCGAUGCAGUUGUGCACGUCAUGGAAGGAAUGCCGCACCCCUUCUUGGCAAUGGAUGCAGUCCUUGAGGCUGGAAAGACUGCGAUCAUUAUUUUGUGCCAAAGUCUGGAGAAGGCUGUCUCAAAGUCAUGA
Messenger RNA from Exophiala viscosa, 1017 nucleotides. RefSeq names its product putative lipase. The transcript has a single exon. NCBI's taxonomy places the organism in Eukaryota, Fungi, Ascomycota, Eurotiomycetes, Chaetothyriales, Herpotrichiellaceae. Gene Ontology annotation, molecular function: hydrolase activity. The record is from RefSeq and is a predicted model, not a curated record. Bases 1 to 1017 code for a protein of 338 amino acids.